Saimiri boliviensis boliviensis (Bolivian squirrel monkey) is the source of this 4458-nucleotide messenger RNA. The record is from RefSeq and is a predicted model, not a curated record. NCBI's taxonomy places the organism in Eukaryota, Metazoa, Chordata, Mammalia, Primates, Cebidae.
GGGCUGUCCAUCGCUCAGCUCAUCGACGUGGAUGAGAAGAACCAGAUGAUGACCACCAAUGUCUGGCUAAAGCAGGUGAGGGCCCCUCCUCCAGUCCAGGCGGGAGGGGAUGGGGAACCGUGGACCCCAGAGCCCCCCAGGAUUUCUUUGCUAGUGAGAGACCAGGGAACAGCAAGACCCUGAACUCACAGUUUACCAAGCAGGUGCCACGUGGGGUGUUCCCAAAGCCGACUUUUUCCACAGGGCCUGUGCUCUGUGGCUGGACUUGAGUCUAGUGCCUGAGAAGGUUGCCUCCCUGCUACUUGGGAAUCCUCCCCAAACUCCCACGGGGGGUUCAUUCUGCCCCUUUUAUAGCCCAGGAAAGCAGGAAGCAGAUAGCAGCUGGGCUGGAAAAGGGGGCCCAGCUGUUCCUGACUCCAAGCCCCAGGCUUCUCCUACAGGAGAACGCUGAGUGCUUAAUGUCUGUGCCGGCCACCCAAAUACCCCAAACUUACAGGCUCCCAGCAGCUGCCAGCUCACUGGAUCUCACGGCUUUAGGGCCAGGAAUAUGGGCGGUUUCUUCUGCUUUAUAUGGCGACCACUAGGAUUACUUGGUGGUAUAUAACUGAGGGUUCUUCUGCUCUGGAGGGUCUAGGACAGCUUAAUUCACACAUCUGUCCCUUAGCAGGGAUGUCUGGAAGGCUCUGGAAGGUUCUGGAAGGCUGGACUCAGAUGGGCCCCUCACCCUCUUCAGGCACCCUCAGGGUCUCUCCAGCAGGGGAGUCGGACUUCUUGCCUCGUGGCUCAGGGAUUCCUGAGUGAGGGACCCAAGAUACAGGAAAUAAAAGACACGGGCCAGCAUUAAUCUUGUUGUAUACUACUGGUCAAGAUGGUCUUGGAGCCCAGUUAGACUAAGGAAAGGGAGCAUGGAUCCUGCUUAGGUUGGAGGCUUCCCUCCCUCUGAGGCCGUCACCUAGGCGCUGUUAGGGGUCACUUGGCUCAUCUUACGGAUGUGCCAACUGAGGGCCAGAGGGAAGCAGGAACUUGGAAGCUACCCAGUCAUGCCGUGUGUGUAUGCAGGGAGGCAGGCCUUGAACCUGGUUGCCACAAUCGUCCCCAGAGGUUGGUCGCCUGGGCUUCAGGGUUGGGGUGGCAGGGCAAGGAAGGAGUACUGGAGUUGAGUCAGGCCAAUCAGCAAUGCCUCUGAUUGGCUAGUGAUACUGGGUGAGCUAUGUAACCGCUCAGAGCCUCAGUUUCCUCAUCUGCAAAGUGGGGAUAACACAUUCUACUGCCACAUACCUGGGAGGAUUAAUGUACCCCAGUGUGGUAGGGGUGCCUCGAAAUGCUGGUUGGACCUGAAACUUGACAGAUGGACUAUGGAGAGAGACUAGGAACCGGAUGGAGGAAUGGAGUGACCACAAACUGCGCUGGAACCCUGCAGAUUUCGGCAACAUCACAUCCCUCCGGGUCCCUUCCGAGAUGAUCUGGAUCCCAGACAUUGUCCUCUACAACAAUGCAGAUGGGGAGUUUGCAGUGACCCACAUGACCAAGGCCCACCUCUUCUCCACGGGCACUGUGCACUGGGUGCCCCCGGCCAUCUACAAGAGCUCCUGCAGCAUCGACGUCACCUUCUUCCCCUUCGACCAGCAGAACUGCAAGAUGAAGUUCGGCUCCUGGACCUACGACAAGGCCAAGAUCGACCUGGAGCAGAUGGAGCAGACAGUGGACCUGAAAGACUACUGGGAGAGCGGCGAGUGGGCCAUCGUCAAUGCCACGGGCACCUACAACAGCAAGAAGUACGACUGCUGCGCCGAGAUCUACCCCGACGUCACCUACGCCUUCGUCAUCCGGCGGUUGCCCCUCUUCUACACCAUCAACCUCAUCAUCCCCUGCCUGCUCAUCUCCUGCCUCACCGUGCUGGUCUUCUACCUGCCCUCCGACUGCGGCGAGAAGAUCACGCUGUGCAUCUCCGUGCUGCUGUCGCUCACCGUCUUCCUGCUGCUCAUCACCGAGAUCAUCCCAUCCACCUCGCUGGUCAUCCCGCUCAUUGGCGAGUACCUGCUGUUCACCAUGAUCUUCGUCACCCUGUCCAUCGUCAUCACCGUCUUCGUGCUGAACGUGCAUCACCGCUCCCCCAGCACCCACACCAUGCCCCGCUGGGUAAGGGGGGCCCUUCUGGGCUGUGUGCCCCGGUGGCUUCUGAUGAACCGGCCCCCACCGCCCUUGGAGCUCUGCCAUCCCCCAGGCCUGAAGCUCAGCCCUUCUUAUCACUGGCUGGAGACCAAUGUGGAUGUGGAGGAGCAGGAGGUGGUGGUAGAGGAGGAGGACAGAUGGGCAUGUGCAGGUCACAUGGCCCCCUCCAUGGGCACUCUCUGCAGCCACAACCACCUGCACUCCGGGGCCUCAAGUCCCAAGGCUGAAGCUCUGCUGCAGGAGGGUGAGCCGCUGCUGUCACCCCACAUGCAGAAGGCACUGGAAGGCGUGCACUACAUUGCUGACCACCUGCGGUCCGAGGAUGCUGACUCUUCGGUGAAGGAGGACUGGAAGUACGUCGCCAUGGUCAUCGACAGGAUCUUCCUCUGGCUGUUUAUCAUCGUCUGUUUCCUGGGGACCAUUGGCCUCUUCCUGCCUCCGUUCCUAGCUGGAAUGAUCUGACCGCACCUCUCUCGAGUUGGCUCCCAGGGCACCCCUGCUGACCAUCUUUUGACCAUCUCUGCUGCAGCUGCCUCUAGUGUCCCCUUUGGGGUCGGCAGGUGCCUCUCCGUGGAGUCCUGACCCUGGCCCCGGCAUCAAAGGCUUCCAUCCAGCUUAACAGGAUUGUUCCAGGGCUGAGAGCCUGCUAGAUGAAAAGCUCUGUUUGGGAUGCUGAGGAGCUAGGGAGGCUCUGCAGAAGGUCACAAGAUGGUGGUGACCAAGUGGAGCAGAGUCAGAUUUUCCUGGAGGAGCAGUGCAGAUCCCAAGUGACAGAAGAGUCAACCCGCGGGAUGCUGGGGCCAGGGUGAUGAGGAAGGGAAGGAAGACCUCAAAGGAGGGGUCGUGGGGCAAAGGGGAGGGUUCCUUGGGGUGGAAGGGCUCUGAACCAUGUUUGGAUUUGGGAAUGAGCCCAAAGUGCCAGAACAGCCGGGAGAGGUGGGAGCUUGGAGAGCCAGGUGGGGUCUCUCUAAGCCAGGCUGGGGAUGAAGUUCAGAGUCUGUCCAAGUCUGCAGGGCUCUGAGCUGGACGGUCCAGCAGGGGAGUGAUACAGGCUCUUCCGGAAACGGGAGUAAGUGGGAGGCAGGGCCUGCGUGUGGGGUGGAUCUUCCCUAAAGGGGAGGGAUGGAUGGUUGGAUACAGGUGACUGGGCCAUCCCAUCCACCUGGAAGCACCUUGGAGCCCCCAGGCUUCUUUUUGACGUCACUCCCCUGCCUUCCUUGCUGCAAAGUGGCCGUGCACCAGCAAACCCCAGGAGGUCUGGCACAGCUGAGAGCCACGGCCUGCGGGGGCUCCAUAUGUCCCUACACAUGCAGCGGCCAAACAAGAAAGACCAUCCUGAGCUGCUCCUGACCCAACUCAGACUCGUCUUGUUUGCCCUGCCCUUCCUCCCUCCUCCUCUCCUCCCCUCCUCCCGUUCCCGUCUCCCCAGGCACCCCGUUCCCUAUACCUGGCUCCAUCAGAAGGAGGCCUCACUUGGGAGCUGCUUUGCCUUUAGCUCCUUUGAUUCUAAACUUCUCAAGGGCAGGGCCUCUGCCUGUUACUUUUCCCACCCCCAGCACCCAGAAUGGCGCAGGGUGAGUGCUGCACUCAAGGCAUUUGCUCUGACUGGUUGAGGAGAGCAAGCUGGCUUGUUUGGGCCCCAAGACUGCUGUGCAGAUGGCAAAAGCUGUGGUCCCGUUCCUUCCCAGCCUGCCCCAUCUCCUCCAGAGCCCCGAGGUGUGUUGACCUGCCCUGAACCAUUCAGAGCAGCCUGUGUGUGCACCUUGGAAAGCAUCUGGAAGCCCAGGCUGAACAGCUGCUCCUGGGAUCACGGACCAGACCUCUCCCCGGCUCUGUCCAGACCCGAGUGUGAUCUUGGCAGCUAACAGAUAUAGCCACUGGGUUCUCACGACGGCAUGGAGGCUCCAGGCAGGAAGCUGAGCAGGGGGAGCUUCCAGUUUUUCUGGUCCUAGGGGUCCCCUCCUUCCAAACCCUGAAGUGUCUCUCCCUGACACUCCCAGGGGACACCUGCCUGCCUUUGACACCCUGGCCCAGGCCCCACCACAACUCGCCUCUCUCCCACAACCUCCUGCUCAUGGCUCAUCUGGUCUCUGGCUCCUGUCUUACUUCUGUGCACGCAGCCCCCGGCCUCCCCUCUCCUCCCACCUGUUCUUCGGAGGCCUCAGAGCUCUCAGGUCCAGGCUCCCAGACCCGCUGUCCUGGGACAGUGAUGUUCGCUCCUGUUAUCCACAUCUCCCAUCCACCUUGCAUGUGAUAAAGAGAGUAAAUAAAGCUGCAUCUACUGCU